Oryzias latipes (Japanese medaka) is the source of this 4140-nucleotide messenger RNA. It is a transcript of the gene plpp6, whose product is annotated as phospholipid phosphatase 6. NCBI's taxonomy places the organism in Eukaryota, Metazoa, Chordata, Actinopteri, Beloniformes, Adrianichthyidae. Gene Ontology annotation, molecular function: sphingosine-1-phosphate phosphatase activity. The record is from RefSeq and is a predicted model, not a curated record.
AUAUUCAUAUGUUAUAGAAUCAAAAAAUGUUUUUUAAACCUGUUAGUUGUAUCUGAUAAGUUGCAUAUUAAAUGAAACUCAUUUUCCCAGGGUUCUUUGCGAAAGAACCACAAACGUCUAGCAGAACCCAAUCAGAAAAUAGCACAUUGCAAAUAAAAAUGGAAAUGUAAACAAAACAUAAAAGUUAUAUGUUUGUAUUAAACAACCAAAAAUAUUUUUCUUUUACUAUUAAUAAUAUCUAAUGAGUUGUUAGUUAGCAGCGCUGUGAGGGGGCGAUUGUGUUUUAUAAAUGUACGUGCAGCAAUAUAUAUGUAUGUAGAAAUUUAAUUUAGAGUACUAUUUGUAAAUAAAAAUGCUUUGUUUCAGUAAAACACACACGCAAAAGAAAAUAAAAAUAAAAUAAGAAGUAUCCUACGUAUUUUCCUUUGCAACUUUAAGGCAUUUACCCAAAGUUCUUUGCGGAAAGAAAAACAAAAAUGGCGGCUUUCCGGUGUAGUAGGAGAUGAACUGAAUUGGAAACAACCUGCUCCCCAAUCCGCCACAAAACGACCAUAGCGGAUUCAUCGCAUAAUUUCACGCACGGAACCGCAGAUAAACGGUCAAAUGCCUUCUCCUAAAGCAAAAAACUCUGCGCGAAGCGGAAGCCCGGUGCCCGGCGGCAGCUCGUUUGAAUUCAUGUCGCUGACGAAGCCGCUUAACCGGUCCUCGCCGCUCCACGUCCAGCGCCAGGGCUCUGACCCGACCACCGCACGUCUACGAGCGUCGGAAAGUCCCACUCGGCGCCGUGGCUCCAACUCCUCCACGGCCUCGGGGCCACCUGAAGAGGACGGCAUACGGCUCAACCCUUCACUCAUCCGCGUCGCGCUCAGCUCCCUGCUCGCCAUCGACCUGUGGAUGUCGAAGCGGUUGGGGGUGUGCGCCAAGGAGGACUCGUCCUGGGGGAGUGUGCGACCCGUCAUGAAACUGAUUGAGGUCUCGGGACACGGCAUUCCAUGGUUGGCUGGUACCGUAUACUGUUUGUACAAGAGUGACAGUGCUGCAGGACAAGGAGUCAUGCUUAACCUUCUAAUAGGACUUUUGCUGGACCUCGUCCUGGUCGGCAUCGUUAAGGCCGUGGUGCGCCGCCGCCGUCCAGCACAUAAUCGAAUGGACAUGUUUGCCACCUUCUCUGUGGACCGCUUCUCCUUCCCCUCUGGCCACGCAACGCGCGCCGCCAUGUGUGGCCGCUUCCUGCUGGUCCACCUGGUGCUGGCUGCACCGCUGAGGGUCCUCGUCGUCCUCUGGGUGCUUCUGGUGGGACUGAGCCGUGUGCUGCUGGGCCGCCACCAUGUCACUGAUGUGCUGUUUGGCUUCUGGAUGGGCUAUUUCCAGUACAACAUAGUGGAGAUGAUGUGGCUGUCGACUGAAACUCUACAAGAGCUGCUGGGACAAACCGUUUUAAACUGAGCCCUGCAGAAAGAGGAUAUUUCUAUCCUAACACCUUUCUCUUGUUCUUUACAUUCACAUUGAUUCAUUCAUUUUUCUUAAACACAUGUUGUUCCUUUCUUCUAAAACUGAACAGUCAACCGAGAAUUCUGGCAUCCGUAGUAAAGGCACUAAGCAAAUAGUUCAAUGUUUAAGCUUUCAGUGGAUUUGUGGAGGACAUGUCCUCGCAUGAAGAUUUCUUUCUUUCGAUCUUUUUGUCCUUGUUUGUAUUUCACACAUAAUAUAUGAAUAUUUUUAACUGUUUUUACUGUUCGGCCUUUUUUUUUUUUAAAUUAAUCAUCAGCCAAAUCUUAUCUGCUCAGAUAAAUUCCAUGAGCGAAAUGAUUUUGCAUUUGUUAUCAGAAAUGUUUCGAUCCAGAAUGCACUUUUAGACCAAAUGCACUGAAAUAUUGAGGCUGUGGGUGCAGCUUUUAAAUCACAAGAUUACAGCUAAAUUCCUUAGUGGAAAAAUGUACUUAAUGUACUUUUAUCAGUGCAGUUCUGAUCUGAGGUAGUCAUUUUCUGCAAAAUAGGUUUAUGUUUUAUCUCUAAUAUUCCAGCAAGCAAAUACUGCACUAAAGCUUUAGAUGUUUGCAUGCAGACUGUUUGCUGGCAGAAACUACAGGUUUUUUCUCGCUAUGCUGUAAAUGCGUACAAAAGUACUGUACUCCACUGAAGACUUUGCAACUUUUUACCGCUGGUAAAACUGGCAGCAGUUUGGUCUCCAAUUAGACCCACAGCGCAUGAAGUCUUGCGUAACGGCUUUACGUCAUCUUCACUGGUUCUUAUCCUCGGAAGAUUGGUGGCAGUAGAAGUCUGUGAUCUUGUCACUGCUGCACACAUGAUUAUAUGCAGCAGGAUACAUUUCUGCUUUCAUCUUCUUCUAAGCAAUAUGAAACUUAUCAGUGUUCUUAUUUUUGUCAAAAACAUGAAAUUAUAGAAAAAAAUCAACAAACGACUGUUAUGUGGAAUUUCAUUAGUCAGUGCUGAGUAGAUUUCCAUAAAAGUGUGCUGCUUUUGCCUUUUAUACAGUAAAGUAGAUGUAUUUAGCAUGGAAUAAUGUUCAACCUUUUCUUGUUCUGUGUUAAAAAAAAAACAAAAAAAAGCAUCAGAUUCCAAAAAAAAGGAAAAACCAAAACAGGAAAUUGAAAUUUCAGCAUGAGCUGAGCACAGACCUCUUGUCUAUUCUCAUCAGUUGUUUUUAUUUGUGGAAAAUAAUAUAUAGUUUACACUGAUAAUCUUUAAAAAAAAAAAAAGAGCAAUAUUGGAAUAUAAGUGAUGGCGCCAUGCAGUGUGACUGUGCUCGCUUCCAGAAGCGACUGAAAACGAGUCACAGCAUCAGAUACUAUUGAAAGGAAAAAUAUCAUCUGUUAUUCCGAAUCUUGCGUCAUUCCAGAACUGUGAAAUCAUUCCCGAGGACCCUGUAGAUAUUUCCUAUGUUUACAUUUACGAUACAACAAACAUGGUUUUACGAAUCCACGCAGCUUCAGCCUUUAAGGCGCAUUUUAUGCAUUAGUGUCACAUUAUGCAGGAAGUAAUGCUUAGAUGACAAUGUGCUGAGGUGAAUGUAAUAGUUCCUCACAUACAGCCUAGAAUUUCACUGAUUUCACUGUGCAAUAGUCUGUCAAGCUGCCAAAAGGGUCACAUUGUUGUUUUUCUUCUAUGUCACGACAACCAAAGUAGACCUGCAGACCGGUUCUGUUACCCAGAGAAAGAGAUGCUUUUUUGGAUCUGUAAAUUGAAAUGAUUGGUUUAAAGUCAUUCCAGCUGCUGCCCAAACACCUUUGUAUUCAAGAGUUUAUUUUAAACAAUAAUCUAUUGUGACAAUAAAACACAAUUUUUACUUGAAGUUAUUUUAUGAUCAUAUGAAUCCCAUGAAGUUAGGGGUUUUCCUGUCUUGCUUCAUAUUGCCUUUACAACGUUCAAAGUUGUUGUUUCCAUCCUGCAUGAGUUCCCUGCUCUCUGAUGGGUUAAGCAGAGUUUCACUAUCUAGAAUACCAGCAGUCAGCUUGAGCUGGAACAUUUGGCUCCUGCUAGUUUACAUUAUUUUUCACAAGAUCGCUCUGUUUGGAUGUUUUUUUUUCCACCUGCUUUGCUUUCAUCAAGAUUAAAAUGUGCUUUGUGUUAAUUGAUUGAAUCAAAUGGGAGAUAAAGGGAUGUAAUCUUCUAUUCUCUUUCAUUCUUUGAUCGCUCUGUGUCCUCUUUCUUCUUCCCACUGCAAUUUUUUGGGUAAUAAAAAAACAAUAGCAAUAGGCUGGAAUAUAGAGUUUAUGACCAAAUUAGUUUAGAAACUUUUUUUUUUUAAAUGUCUCAAAACCAAAUGAAAUUGUUAGUGUUAAACAAAAAAAGUUGUCACUUUAGAUCUUUGUUGGUUGGAGUGAUUUUUGCACAUCACACGUGAGAAAAUGAAACUUUAUUUAUUUUUUUUGUCUGUGCACCUCUUCAUCCUAGUCACCUUAUUCUGUUCUGCACAUCAAACCAGCAUUUUUUCCUACACUCAGUAAUAUGCCUGCUAUGUAUGAUAGAUGUUUCUGUGUUUAUUGUGCCGAUAUGAUUUUUGGACAUAUUUACAUGGUGAUGUAACUUCUGUGCCGUUAUAGAUGGGUUUAAAGCUGCUGUCAGAUAUUCUCUGAUUUCAGUUGUGAUCAUUUCUUAUUAAAAUGGGAAGAAACUUGA